Bufo gargarizans (Asiatic toad) is the source of this 1062-nucleotide messenger RNA. RefSeq names its product galectin-9-like. The transcript is spliced from 10 exons. Lineage: Eukaryota; Metazoa; Chordata; Amphibia; Anura; Bufonidae. The annotation marks the transcript as partial. The record is from RefSeq and is a predicted model, not a curated record. Gene Ontology annotation, molecular function: carbohydrate binding.
CGGAGACUACGUUCUUCUCUAGCCUUUCUUGGAGGAUCUCAGUAGCUCAGAAGAUAUUUGUCAGCUGUACCAGUCACCAUGUCUGAAGAAAUCGUCCAGAAUCCUACUGUUCCAUUCUUUACCCAUUUUCACAAUGAAAUGAAAAAUGGCAUCGUAUUUAAUAUCAAUGGCACUGUCUCCUCCUCAGCCAACAGUUUUUUUGUGAAUUUCCAGGGCAGUAUUGGUAACACCGAUGACAUUGCCCUCCAUUUCAAUGUCCGUUUUGAUGAAGGAAUUGUUAUUUGGAACACAAAGGAGCAGAAAGUUUGGGGGAAAAGAGGAGAAACAGCAAAGGUGCCAUUUACUAAGGGACAACCUUUUGAAAUCCAGAUCAUAGUUACAGACCAAGAAUACAAAGUUUCUGUCGAUAAAAAUCACUUCUUGGAUUAUCCUCACAGAAUUCCUCUGAACCGAGUCAACACUUUAGCAGUAGAUGGUGCUAUUAGUCUACAAAGGAUGGAGGUCGAACCACAAGGGAUUGGAUUCCAUCAUCAUUAUUUUCCAGGAAAACAGAGAAAUACUGUUCCAUUAGGCAGCAAGUUUCCCAGUUCCAUCAAGGCUGGCACCGUGGUCAUUAUCAAUGGAUCUAUCCCACCAUUAGCUGACAGGUUUGAUGUGAAUUUCCGGACUGGUGAUGCACAGAGGAGUGAUAUUGCCUACCAGUUUAAUCCUCGUUUGGAGGAAGGACAAGUUAUUAGCAAUGGAAGGAAAAAUAACAUUUGGCUGCAGAGUGAAGCGAAGUCCGAGAUGCCAUUUGCUAGGGAAAAACCUUUCGAACUCCGGUUCCUAGUUACAGAUGAGUCUUAUAAAGUUUAUGUGAAUGGAAAUUACUUUUUGGAUUACAAUUACAAAAUUCCUCUGAACCAGGUCAACACUUUAGCAAUAAUGGGCUGUGUUAUCCUAAAUAGAGUUGAGAUACAAGCAGAAGCGUCUGGAUUCCAUCAUCUUUAUUUCCAAGGUGAACACAUCCCAAAGUCUGUACCACUUGUGAGCCCGUUUCUCGUUGGCCCCAGUGAUGGCACC